AUGGUGUCUGUUGUAUCCUUCAAUGGCAUUGAUGUGUCCGCGCUGGACGAGCGCAAGUACGAGACCUUCACUUUAAGCAACAAUUUGCAGGUAUUGAUCGUUUCUGAUCCCAAGACAGAAAAAUCCGCGGCCGCCAUGGAUGUGCACGUGGGUCACCAAAGCGAUCCUGAGGACCUUCCGGGUCUUGCGCACUUCUUGGAGCACAUGCUAUUUCUUGGUACCGCCAAAUAUCCAGACGAGAACAGCUACAAGAAGUUUUUAAGCGCCCAUAGUGGUCGUAGCAAUGCGUCUACGUCUCAAAUGCACACAAAUUUCUACUUUGACGUGCUGAGUGACCAUUUACACGAGGCUUUAGAUCGUUUUGCUCAAUUUUUCAUCGCCCCAUUGUUCACACCUGCUGCCACACAGCGAGAAAUGAAUGCCGUGAAUUCUGAAAAUGCCAAGAACUUGCAGAAUGAUCACCGACGAUUGUACCAAUUGCAGAAAUCGCUAUCGAAUCCGAGCCAUCCAUACCACAAAUUUGGCACGGGGAAUCGAGAGACUCUGGGUACAAUUCCAAGUGAAAAAGGAGUGGAUGUCCGUGCGGCAUUGCUAGAGUUUCAUACGACAUACUAUUCAGCCAGUAUCAUGAAACUUGUGAUCUAUGGUAAGGAGAGUUUGGCGACAUUAAAAAGUUGGGCUGAGCAAUUGUUUGCCGACAUCAAAAACACGGGACGGAGUUUUCCGACCUUUGGGGAGGCUGUUCCCUUUGAUGAUUCAAGACUCGCUAGAGUGGUGCACGUGGCACCCGUUAAAGACCUCCGUGUCAUUGAUAUUUCAUGGCCUCUGCCUUCACUCUAUCAAGACUUUAUGACAAAACCCACUAAAAUCUUAUCGCAUCUUAUGGGUCAUGAAGGUCCAGGCUCCAUUUUAAGUUUUUUAAAAGAACAAAAAUGGGGGAAUGGGUUAUCUGCGGGACUCUUUCGCGAUCACGAAGAUUGGGCGUUAUUUGGUGUCAAAGUAGACGUGACAAAUGCUGGUAUCGAACAUGUAAAUGAGAUUGUUGAAGUAGUGUAUCAAUAUCUUCAAAUCUUACGGGAAGAAACUCCAUUCGAACCAUGGAUCUUUCACGAGACUCAGAACUUGGCGCUACAAAGCUUUCGUUUCAAAAGCAAAGAGAAUCCUAUCAAUUACACGAGUCAUUUAGCAAAUGUCAUGCACCGCUUUCCACCCAAACUUAUUCUCUCGGGUGAUUAUCUCUUGUACGAGUAUGAUGGCAACAAGGUUCAGAAGGUGCUUGAUCUUUUGAUUCCGGAUCGAAUGCUUCUUACAAUCAUUAGUAAGACUUUUGAAGGCAAGACCCAAAGUCUAGAAAAGUGGUAUCACACACCGUACUCAGACAGUCCAAUAGCUUUUGAGUUGUUGCAACGCUGGACGUCACCUCCACCGAAUUUGAAACUUAAUUUGCCUCACCGCAAUGAGUUUAUUUGCAGCGAUUUUUCUAUUGUAACUCCCUCGCGUUCGUCUCCUGCUGUCGUAAACGGUGAGGAAGGGUGCAACGCGUGUCCGAUAUUACUGCAACACGAUGAACAUUGCCGUCUGUGGUAUCAACCAGACAUGUACUUUCGCAAGCCCAAGAUGCUGUUCCACUUCCUCUUUUAUUCACCGUCACUCUCAAAUACUCCCUUUCACACUGUGCUCACGAGUUUAUUCGUGCGAUAUUUAAAGGACAAGCUUACUGAAGUAUCAUAUGAUGCCGAACUUGCAGGAAUGGAGUACGAAAUUGGGUUUAAUUCACGUGCAUUGGAGCUGCAUUUGGGCGGAUUUUCGCACAAGCUACCCGUUUUAUUAUGCAAGGUAUUGCAGCAAAUGAUAGACAUGACAGAAACCACGUACGAAUACGAAGAAGCAGUGUUUGAUCGCGUGAAAGACCGAACGAAGCGCAUGUAUGAGAACUUUUUUCUUGAAGAACCGUACCAACGUGCUGUUCAUGUAGGGAGCCAGCUACUGGAGCUCUCGAAGUGGAGCGUGGAUGAUAAAAUCCAAGCCAUUCACCACGUCAAAUUGUCUGAUUUGGCUGCCCAUAGUCACUUUAUCUUCCACCAAGUCUUUGUUGAGGGCUUCAUGUAUGGCAAUCUACGCCAAAGCACAGCGCUUGAUCUGAUGCAAAAAGUACUACUAUCUUUUGGCUUUGACUCGAGCGAACAAACAAAAAGGCAGAGCUUUCCGCUCUAUUCGAGCCAAGAGAUAAAGCCACGGAUAGUUCGACUUGCAGAUGCAAGCGAAUAUCGAUAUCAACGUCGCGCGUGGAACGAUGCGAACGUAAAUUCGGCCAUCUGUAUACUGCACCAGAUUGAUUGUGAAGUCGAAGGCAGUACAAUGGCGCUUCGUGCUCGUCUCGAGCUCUUUGCACAUAUUUUAAAAGAACCAUGUUUUAAUCAGCUUCGAACCAAAGAGCAGCUUGGCUAUCUCGUAUUCUCUGGUAUCUUACGUACGGAAGGUGUCGAAUAUUUGCGUAUUCUUAUUCAAUCGGAUGUGGCAUCGCCACAGGUUCUAGAUCAACGCAUCGAGUCGUUUUUAGCACAAUUUCGCUCGAUUCUGGUUAAAAUGUCGUCUUUCACGUGGCAGAAACAAGUGAAUGCUGUCGUUAAAGCUCUUACAGAAAAGCCAAAGCACGAGAUGGAGGAAGCUACGCGUGCGUGGCGUGAGAUUGCUAAUGAAACGUUUGUGUUUGACCGACGUCAACGCGUGGCUGCAAUCGUGUCAACACUACAGCCACGCGAUCUUGUAUCAUUCUUUGACUUAUUCAUUGCUGUCGACGGUAAGCGACGGAGCAAACUUUGUAUCAGUCUAUAUGGUUCCAAGCAUCCACUUAUUAAGCUUUUGGGGGAUAAAAGAGUCAGCGAAAAAAUGUCAAUCGUCACGUCCACAGGUUUGACUGCAGCGAUACUGUUACAGCAGCAGAUGAAGGGUGAAAAGAUCAGAGGCGUUCACGUGAUUGACAACAUAGAAGCAUUUAAACAACAAAUGCCACUGUUUCCCGAGCGUAAGACGAAGAAACAUGCGAUAGAUUCGACAUGA
Molecule: messenger RNA, 3060 nt
Organism: Plasmopara halstedii
Lineage: Eukaryota; Oomycota; Peronosporomycetes; Peronosporales; Peronosporaceae
Product: insulin-degrading-like metalloprotease family
Exons: 1
Coding region: 1-3060 (1019 amino acids)
Biological process (GO): peptide catabolic process
Cellular component (GO): cytosol; mitochondrion
Molecular function (GO): metal ion binding; metalloendopeptidase activity
Source: RefSeq, a predicted model, not a curated record